AUGCCUCGAGAUCCACUUAUCGGGCUUGUGGGAAAGCCAUCGAGCGGAAAAUCCACGACCUUGAACAGUUUGACCGAUGCCAGUUCCAAAGUCGGCAACUUCCCCUUCACAACCAUUGAUCCCCAGCGAGCGAUCGGAUACCUUCAGAUCGACUGUCCAUGCGCGCGCCAUAAUGUGUCAGAUAAAUGCCGGCCGAACUACGGUGGCUGCCACGAAGGACGACGUUCGGUUCCCAUUGAAUUGUUGGAUGUCGCAGGGCUCGUUCCCGGUGCGCACCAAGGCCGAGGACUGGGAAACAAGUUCUUGGAUGACUUGCGACAUGCCGAUGCUUUGAUUCACGUUGUUGAUGGGAAAGCAACCCGCGGCUACGACCCGUCUGUUGAUAUUGAGUGGCUGCGCGGUGAGAUCGUGCGAUGGGUGCUCGGAAAUUUGAUGGAAAAAUGGGGUUCUAUUAAGCGAAGGCACACUGCGACAAAGGCGAACCCAGUUGAUACCUUACAAGGGCAAUUCUCCGGUUAUGGAAGUACCGGAAAUGUCGUUGCGCGUUGCCUGGAUAAGCUGGGCCUCAAAGAGCCUCUUGAAGAAUGGUCAGAUGAAACAGUCAAACUUGUGGUCGAGACCUUCAUCGACGAGAAGUUUCCCACCGUGUUUGCUUUGAAUAAGAUUGAUCACCCGGAUGCCGACAAAAAUAUCAGCAAAAUUGCCAAAAUGCAAGAUCCAAAGAGCAUUGUCCUAUGUUCGGCCAUUUCAGAAGUCUUUCUUCGGAGACUUGCCAAGCAAGGAUAUAUCAAGUACGUCGAAGGAAGCGAAUUUGUAGAUACUCGAGAAGAUCUGAUUGAGAUGGGAGACCCCGACGGCGGCGGUCUUAAGGAAAUGGACGAGAAACUGAAAACGCGUGUUGAAAAUCUGAAGGACAUGGUAUUAUAUCGGUUUGGCUCCACCGGGGUGGUCCAAUGUCUCUCUAGAGCAGCUGAACUUCUGGGAUUGGUCCCCGUAUUCCCAGUCCGAAACGUCCAGUCGUUCAAUUCAGGUGCUGGCACCGCUGUCUUCCGAGACUGUGUCUUAGUGAAGAAGAACACUACGGUUGGUGAGGCUGCCCGCAAAAUCAUGGGCGAUGUGCCAAUUUCAUAUAUCGAAGGCGUUGGAGGCACACGAGUCUCAGAGGAUGAUAUCGUGGCCGUUGGAAAGCAUGAUAUUUUAUCGUUCAAGAUUGGCCGGUAA
Penicillium chermesinum is the source of this 1221-nucleotide messenger RNA. RefSeq names its product Ygr210 GTPase family protein. The record is from RefSeq and is a predicted model, not a curated record. Lineage: Eukaryota; Fungi; Ascomycota; Eurotiomycetes; Eurotiales; Aspergillaceae. Gene Ontology annotation, cellular component: cytoplasm. The transcript is spliced from 11 exons. Gene Ontology annotation, molecular function: GTP binding; ATP hydrolysis activity. Bases 1 to 1221 code for a protein of 406 amino acids.